GAGGUCAACUACAGAACACUGUACAUAUUUAACACAAAGUUAACAAAAAACAAUUUUUAAACGUUUCAAAAAAAAUUGCUAAGUGAAGUCAAAUAUAUAUCAGCUUGAGUCUGUGGCACAGAAUAGCCUCUGGGUGAGCUUCCCACCCGAGCAGGGAUUCAACCCCAGCUCAGCUGCAACAUUCCCCAACCACGCAGCUUCCCUACCAAGCCACGUGCUGGGAGAGAGAAGCCGGAGGGUAUUCCCUUCCUAGGAUUUUACUUCCCCCUCGCCUUCCCUCGGGGCCUGCCUGCUUGGGUGGAAUCUAUGGUGCAAUCGGAUAAUUUUAGAUUCAGGACUGAAGUGCCGCCCGCCGGCCGCCCUCCCUCCCUUCCUUCCUUCGACGGCAACGGCGCGUCGCUUCACUUCCUUGGAAAUGUGGUCGCAAGUGGGGCGUGUGUGCCCGGACUACACCCAGUGAAACGGACCCGUCCUCGGCUGCCCCGCGGGGUUGGCGUGUCGGGUGCGCCUAGAAGGCUGAUGAGUGCAGAGUGACUACAGGCCUUGAAUCAACACCUGCACAGCCUUCUUCUUUUCCAAAGGGCUGCCGGGGACGCGAAAACUCCGCUCUGGGAGCUUUGCCCGGGCGGGGGCGCUGCGAGGUUCCUGCGCCGCCCAGGCGGGACCUUUCGCUUUCGCUUUCGUGGCUCCACGUAGCAGGGCGCCGGCGGAGAGGGACGCCCCGCUUGCCCCUUCCUCACCAAGCGCGCCCAGGCAAGUUUCCCCCGGGGUGGGCUGGAGGGGACGCUCGGCCUCCCUCGCUUGCCUGCCUCUUUACGCGCAGCUGCGCCCUUUCCGACGCUUCCCGCUUCGCUUUGGCCCUGCCUACCCCGUCGAGCGGCCAAUUCCUGGCGUCUUGCGCCGGCCUCCGUCCCGUUUCCUUUUCCUUUGAAGUUCUGCGCCUCGCCCAUUUCAAGCCUUUGCAGCAUUUAUUGAUAACCUAUUUCGCCCGCCCACUUAGUUUCCAAUAUCUGUUCUCCCCCCCCAGCCCACUUCCUGUACUCGCGACUGUCUCUCUUGUUUUCUGGAGGUGAAAGCAGCACCCCUGAAUCCUAGCUACGCCUAUGGCAUUCCUGCCUAUAAAAACAACAACCCUGACCUGGUGGAUUUCUGCUUGCUGAGGAAGCUGCCAAUUGCUACAGAGGCCUGUUGACCUGUCACUGUAUUUCUAGACUGGGGGGAGCAGACCUGAUGGAAAGGAGCCUAGGAAGCUGUUGUCAAUUGAGUCCGAAUUGCCAGCGCUGACUCUCCAGGAUUUCAGACGGGUUUCUCCCAAUCCUACCUAGAGAUGCUGGGGGUUGAAUUUGGGACUUUCUGCCUGUGAAGCAGGUGCUCAAAGGCUUAAAAGAUUGUGGAGGCUGUCAGUGUCUGGGGAUUAACUCUAGUGCCACCUCCUUUUUACCCUUUUCAGUUCUAAUACAGUGGUGCCUCGCAAGACGAAAUUAAUUCGUUCCGCGAGUUUUUUCGUCUAGCGAAUUUUUCGUCUUGCGAAGCACGAAAUCCCAUAGGAAUGCAUUGAAAUUCAAUUAAUGCGUUCCUAUGGUCAAAAAAAGUCCAAUCAAAGCCAAAUUCGGUACAACAAGAGUUUAUUAACUGCUCUUUAAAGUCACACAUACUUUAAAGAGCAUAUCAAAAAUUGAAGGAACAAUAAAUUAAGUUUCUAAACAUGACAGGAAAACAUUUAAAAAUCAAAAAGGGUACAUUACAUUUUCUAAGACUCUGGGGACCACUCAAGAAGGUUCCUCUUCCACUCUUUGCUUCUUGCUGAGGAACCUGUCCAUGGUCUGCUGCUUCAUCCGCCGUUUCAGCAGCUCCUGAGAGGCGACAUGACCGUCGUAUCAAAAAUGUUCGCUUGGUCAUGUGCCACGUGCUUGUCAGGGUGGUGCCGCUCUGCAAAGCCUGCACCUCAUUCCACUUCUGGCAAAUGUCCCUCAGUUCUUUGGAGGACAGCCGUUCCUCAGUUGCUUCCUCCUCUUCCAGCGAGGCCUGCUCCUGCGCAACCUCUGACUGCAGUGCAACCAGCUCCUGGGUGGUCAGCUCGUCGUCGUGCUCCUCCACCAGCUCGCAAACGUCCUCCUCUGUGACCUCCAGGCCCAAGGUCCUCCCCAAGGCAACAAUGUCCUGCACCACUGUCGACUCUGGUGCAUCAGAGUCACUUGGUGCCACACAGUCCGGCCACAGGCUGCGCCAAGCGCAAUUCAAAUUCCUCUGGCUGAUCCCUUCCAGGCCGUGGUGAUCAUCUUCAAGCAGGUGACGAUGUCGAAGUGGUCCUUCCAGAAUUCCCGCAGGGUGAUGGUGGUGCAAUCAGUCACCUCGAGCAUCGCCUGAAAAGCUCCUUGGUGUAGAGUUUCUUGAAAUUGGCGAUGACCUGCUGAUCCAUCGGCUGGAGCAGUGGCGUGGUGUUAGGCGGCAGGAACAUGAUGUUGAUGAAGCUGAACUCCUCCAACAAGUCCACCUCAAGGCCUUUAGGAUGAGCAGGAGCAUUGUCCAUCAGAAGCAAAGCCUUCAGCGGCAGGUCAUUGUCCAGCAGGUACUGUUUGACAGCAGGGCCAAAGGCAAGAUUGACCCAGUCCACAAACAGCACACGUGUGACCCAAGCCUUGCUGUUGGAUCGCCACAUGACACUCAGCCGCUCCUUGUCGACCUUGUGUUUCUUGAAGGCCCGUGGGUUCUCCGAGUGGUACACCAGCAGGGGCUUGAUCUUCAGGUCGCCGCUUGCGUUGGCACAGAAGAGCAGGGUCAGACGGUCCUUCAUGGGCUUGUGGCCAGGCAACUUGGCCUCCUCCUGAGUGAUGAAAGUCCUUUUGGGCAUCCUCUUCCAAAACAGCCCGGUCUCGUCGCAGUUGAAGACCUGCUGUGGAACGUAGCCCUCCGUCUUCACAACCUCCAGGAACUCCAAGGCAAAGUCUUCAGCCGCAGGAACAUCAGAACUGGCAGCCUCUCCAUGCCUGACCACGCUGUGGAUUCCGGAUCUUGCCUUGAACCGGUCAAACCAGCCUCUGCUUGCCUUGAAGACUUCUGGCUCGGCCGAGGUUCCUGGCUGUUCCCGGAUGAGGUCUGCGUGCAAGGCCUUGGCCUUCUCACAAAUCACGGCCUCAGUCACUGUGUCCCCUGCACGCUGCUUCUCUUCUAUCCAGAUGAGGAGCAACUUCUCGACCUCCUCCAGAACAGCUGGGCGGUUCUUCACGAUCCUGGUGACUCCCUUGGCUGCAUCAGUCGCAAGGAUCUUCUCCCUCAUCUUCAGGAUGGUCCCGAUGGUCGAUGGGUUCCUGCCGUACUCCCUGGCGAGGUCCGUCACACGCAUUCCACCGUCGUGCUUCCGGAUGAUCUCCUUCUUCAUCUCCAGCGUCACCUUCUCCUUCUUCCUCUCGCCGGCCUCCGCAGCAGCAGCAGUCUUCUUGGGUCCCAUGGCAGCACAGCUGUUACCUUUGUAAAACUCAGAAAAGAAAAAAAAUCAGCAAUUCAAACCCACAACCAAGUCCUUGAAUUCCAAACACCCAACCCAAAAUCCAAAACCCCAAAAAAUUUUUAAAAGUUUAACUUACGAAAUGGCUGCAAAUCACCAAAGUCUUCAAAAUCCUCAAAUGGCUGCAAAAGAAAUUUUGGGAAAGCUUUAAAAAUCACCAAAGUCUUCAAAAACCUCAACUGUUCCCCCAGCCCCUCCCCAACUGUUGCAAACCCCACCCCAACUGUUGCCAACCCCGCCGCAACUGUUCCCCCCGCCCCCCAGCACACAGAAAAUCAAAACCCACAAACAUUUUCAAAAAAAAACAACAUGGCCCAAUGGUUACAGAAAACCAUAAAAAUUCAAAAAAGCACACAAGCUCCCAGAUUCUUGCAAACCCCUCCUCAGCUGUUCCCCAGCCACCCAGCACACAGAAAUUCAAAACCCAGAAACUUUUUCAAAAAAAACAACAUGGCCCAAUGGUUACAGAAAACCAUAAAAAUUCAAAAAAAGCACACAAGCUCCCAGAUUCUUGCAAACCCCUCCCCAGCUGUUCCCCAGCCACCCAGCACACAGAAAUUUAAAACCCAGAAACUUUUUUCAAAAAAAACAACAUGGCCCAAUGGUUACAGAAAACCAUAAAAAUUCAAAAAAAGCACACAAGCUCCCAGAUUCUUGCAAACCCCUCCCCAGCUGUUCCCCAGCCACCCAGCACACAGAAAUUUAAAACCCAGAAACUUUUUCAAAAACAACAACAUGGCCCAAUGGUCACAAAAAUCAUAAAAAUUCAAAAAAAGCACACAAGCUCCCAGAUUCUUGCAAACACCUCCCCAGCUGUUCCCCAUCCACCCAGCACACAGAAAUUUAAAACCCAGAAACUUUUUUCAAAAACAACAACAUGGCCCAAUGGUCACAAAAAUCAUAAAAAUUCAAAAAAAAGCACACAAGCUCCCAGAUUCUUGCAAACACCUCCCCAGCUGUUCCCCAUCCACCCAGCACACAGAAAUUUAAAACCCAGAAACUUUUUUCAAAAACAACAACAUGGCCCAAUGGUCACAAAAAAUCAUAAAAAUUCAAAAAAGCACACAAGCUCCCAGAUUCUUGCAAACACCUCCCCAGCUGUUCCCCAUCCACCCAGCACACAGAAAUUCAAAACCCAACCCAGAUUUUUUUUUCAAAAAAAAAAUAAACAUGGCCCAAUGGUCACAGAAAAUCAUAAAAAUGCAGAAAAAACCACACAAGCUCCCAGAUUCUUGCAAACCUCUCCCCAACACCAAGUCCUUGAAUUCUAAACACCCCAACCCAAAAUCCCAAAAACCCAAAAAAAGUUUUAAAAGUUCAACUUACCAAACAGCUGUAGAAGAAGUUUUGGAAAAGCUUCAAAAAUCCAGCAAACUCUUUAAAAAGCUCAGAAAGGCCACCACACCGCGUGCAAUGUGUUGCUCCUCGAGGUCAAGUCGCAACUGCACCUCUUCAAGCAAUGCACCCUGGGUUUUAACGGUUUUACGAAAAGGAAACAAACUUGCAAGACGUUUCGUCUUGCGAAGCAAGCCCAUAGGGACAUUCGUCUUGCGAAGCAACUCGAAAACGAAAAAACCUUUCGUCUUGCGAGUUUUUCGUUUUGCGAGGCGUUCGUCUUGCGGGGCACCACUGUAUUUUUGCAGCUCCUUCAGUAGCCUGUAUGCAAGGUUUAAUUCUACUGCUGUACUCAUAUCACUUGUCACUUAUAUAAAUUGAAAAUAAAUGAAAGAACGUUAAGCAGAUUCGUGGGUGAUGCUGACCUAUGUUGUUUCCUCAGGAUUGCAUAAUGCAGAGUUGUUACCACAAGAUUGCAUGAUGCAGAUUAUUUUCACUAUUCUGUGAAAUGCAGCCGGAUACCGGGGUUUCUCCCUGCCCAGUUUGCAUCCUACAAUUUGCCUAGUAUAGAUAAUGACCACCUUAUGGAGCAUAGAGAGUGAUUCUGUUUUGUUCAGAGGGACCUACAGUAUAAAAUUUCUGUACAGUCUAUCCUCUCAUCAGGAAUAAAGAAGUUGCCUUACUGAUAAUGCAGGGAGAAUUUUCAUUCAUGGCAAGAGGAGACAGUGCUCCGGUCCUAAUAGGCAACUGGUUGGCCACUGAAUAGUAUGCUGAACUAGAUGGGCCAUUGGCCUGAUGCAGCAGGCUUUCCUUAUGUUUCUUCUUAAAGGUACCCCUGCCCGAACGGGCCAGUCUUGCCAGACUCUAGGGUUGUGCGCUCAUUUCACUCUAGAGGCCGGGAGCCAGCGCUGUCUGCAGACACUUCCGGAUCACGUGGCCAGCGUGACGAAGCUGCUCCGGCGAACCGGCACCAGAGCAGCACACGGAACGCCGUUUACCUUCCCGCUAUAAAGCGGUACCUAUUUAUCUACUUGCACUUAAGGGUGCUUUCGAACUGCUAGGUGGGCAGGAGCUGGGACCGAACGACGGGAGCUCACCCCGCCGCGGGGAUUCGAACCGCUGACCAUGCGAUCGGCAAGUCCUAGGCACUGAGGUUUUACCCACAGCGCCACCCGCGUCCCUGUUUCUUCUUAGGGGUGCUUUAAAGGUAAAGGAAGGGGCACGCAACUUUAGAAGUGUGGGGCUGGACCUUUUCAUAUCUAACAACCACCCUUUCAUCUGGAAACAAGAGGUGCCUACCAGGUAAAAAGCGGUUGUGCGUUUCUGCAUUCCCAAGCUGGUGUGGGGAGAAGCCAAGGAAAAGCAAUGAGUUUCAGAUGUAACCCAAGGGCUCCAAAGCAAGUGUGAAUAGGAGUGCAGCCUUAAAGGUUCUGAGCACAGUGUAUCUCUCUUGUACACUGAUCUAUGCACAUGUGGGAUUUCCUUGCCAACAGCACACCUCUGUGUGUAGAUGAGUAUACAAGGAAGGGAAGUGCUAGGUACUCAAGAUGUCUAUGGAUAUUUAGUUUUGAAAAGCAUCUCUCGUAAGUUGAACAUCAAAAGCUAAAACUCUAAAAUUCUAAAAAUUCCUGAAUUUUGAAAGACAUUUUUUAAUUGUAUCUGAGAACACAAUUUUUCUGUAAUUCUGAAAUGGGCAAAAAAUGCAUUUUUAAAAGUUAAAAGUAUUUUAAUAGGAUUCUUGUCAUUUGUUUCUCUAUAAAUAGUCGGCAGAUCCUUUGCCAACAAAGAUGCAGAGCGGUGAUGAAAGAGACCAUGGUGAUGUUCCAGAUGCAAAGCCAGAUAGAAGACAGCGAUCUUCACUCUUUUCAAAGUAAGGCACAUGUUUGUUAGCUUGUCCAAAAGAAAUUUAUCUUGACUUUAUUCUGGAUCCACUGAUAGAAUUAUAAUGGGGAAAUAGCAUUGGUUGUGCAACAAGUUUCUGCCAGUGCAGCUGUUGUGUUUGGUUCCUCUGCUGUGCAGCCUUCAAACUCAGCCGUCCAAUAGCACAAAAGGAAGAUAGCAUUGCAUACAGACCUAUAAAUGCACUACAUACUAGAAAUGAACCUUACGCCUGUUCCACAUGGGGGGGAAUCUUAUAAUUUAAACUUUUCCUUUUCCUUUUAAAUUGAAUUCUGAAUAUUAAAUUCCAAGAAUAGCUGUUAAUUAUAUUUUAUAUUCAUAACCAUUGUCAGUCCCAAGUGGAUGUUUACUUCAGUUAAAUUAUUCACAGUAUUCAUUCACGAGUUAAUAUAAGCUUGUUUGUUAAGGGUGGAGAAACAACACAAGUGGAUUGGGUGGGGCACUCUACCUGACUUCCACUGGUUAUGAUUGCUAAGAUUUGGCCAACUGGACAUGAUUGGCUUCUAUUUUUAAAAGAGCAAAUAUUGGGAACCUGUAGUGCAGCCUAUUUUAAUUGGUAUGUGUGUAUGUUUAAUUUCUGUUAUCAAGUGGCAGCAAGUUUGUGCAUUUUGUAUGUGUCUGCCUUUAGGGAUUCUCGAAAUCAUGGUAAUAAUUUUUUUUACCUAUAAGAGGUCAAAUUAAAUGCUAGUAUGUGGAUUACUCAACUUUAGUAGAUAGAAAAGUAUAAUGAUUGUUAACAAGGAAUAACGUUUUAGGUUUCAAAAGAAGGUGAACCUAGUACAGUAGUGUGUUCUCAUUCACUUUCUAUUGACUUCUGAUCAUGCUGCAUCUGUAAGAGGCAGGUGAGUGAGUACCUGUUUAAAACAUGGUUAGAGAGCUAGAGAGAGAGAGAUUAUGAUGCAUUUCCCUGGCUUUGUCUCCUCCCAUGUGGGAAUAUCUCAAGAAAGGAACCAGUGAAAUAAAGUUGACUGCCACACUUUUGUAUCCAGUCCAAACUGUGAGGCUGGGCCUUGCCUUAAAUACUUAAUACGCCAGUGCCUUCCAAACUCCUCCCCACACCUCAUGGACCGCUUGUACAUUGCUCAGGGUCUUAGCAGACUACUUAUUUUUCUGCCUAUUGUAGUAAUUGUAAUGCACUAGUCUAGAUACUGUUUAUGUUCAAGUGUAUUUUCGUUUCUGCCUUCAUUUCUUACAGAUUGUAUUUUAUUGUGGUACAAUUUGAAUUCCGCUAAAUUCAAAUUGUAAUUAAAUGAAAAACGAUACGAGAAAUAAAAGAAGCAAUAAAUAUACAAUUAAAAUCUAAUGAAUACUUAAUGCGAUGGAUGUGCUGUCUCUGGUCUUCGAGUACAAAACCACAGACAGCACUGCAGACACUUGAGCAAAGCUCCCAGAUCACAAUUUGGGAAUCCUCAUCAUAGUUUGCUCCCCCUUCCCUCUCUCUCUCUCUCUCUCUCUCUCUCUCUCACACACACACACACACACACACUUGGACACCAGAGCUCACGUUUCUUUUUAUAGUGCAGGAGUGGGGAGCGUGUGGCCCUCCAGAUAUUGCUGAACUACAGUUCACAUCUGGACCAGGCUAGGCCCUGAUGGGUGGUUGUAUCCAACAUCUUGGGCUCUCUGUCUUUGGUUUAGUUUUAAGGCAAAAUUGCUGUAUUUUGAGAGAAGUCGUCUACUGAUUGGAUUGAAUUUUUAAACAAACCUGUAUAUCUUCUUCCCACUAGAUGGCAGAUGAAUAUAACUUUUUGCUUGUUAGAUGUCAUAAGAUCUUUGAGAUCUGUUUUUACUUGUCACAGCUUAAAAGUUAAUGCUUAUUGUAUUACAUUACUGUAAAUGUCACUGAAAGUACAAUGAGAAAACAGAAGGUGAGGAAGAUUUGGCAGCAGGGGGGAAUCUUUUGACAUUAAUUUCCUUCUGUUGGAUUCCAUUAUCUUUCUUUCAUUUAGAUUAAAUCAAACUAAUGGUUCUGCUCCACAGUUCUGUGGGCCAAUCAACAUAGUGCUCUCAGCAUAAUUCAAUGAGGGUUGAUAAGAUGUGCAGUGAGGCACAUUUAGCAUGUCACAAGCAGUCCACUUCUAGAGCGUUUAUUACCUGAUGGUGUGUAUGGGGCCAAAUUAUUGGUACACAGUGAAACCAUUCUGCGACCACAUUGCCACAAGAUUAAUUGCAGCGAGAGUGAGGCAACUCAUAUUUCAUCACAAGGAUAGGUGAAUCUACAAGUAUACACACUCCAAAUAAGAAAUUGUCUCUUAGAUUACAUCCAGUAUUGCGAUUUGUGUUGGUGAUUCGUUGACAUUCCAAGAACAGCAUUUCUAAGCACAUUUCAACUAACUUAAAGGCAUUUGACUUCAAUGUUAGUUGGAUCCACAGCAUGUACACCCAAUUAGGGAUCUUAGAUAUGCACUUUUUCCCUACCAUGCCUACACCAUGCACAUGGCAUGUACACACACCUGUGUGACAAGCUGUCUUUUCCACUGUUUUUCAUCUGGGGCGGGGAGUAAAAAAGAGUCAGAAUUCUUACAAACUCGGUAUGUAAGUGCGCCUGGACAUUUAUUUUAUUGUUUGCAUUUAUAUCCCACCUUUCCUUUAAGGAGCUCACAAGGCUCUCCCCUUCCCCAUUUUUAUCCUCACGACAACCCUGUGAGGUAGGUUAGACAGAGCUAAUGACUGGCCCAAUUCAUCCAGUGAGUUGCAUGGCUGAGAAGAUUUGAAACUUGGGUCUCCUAGGUAAGAAUUCACCUCUACACCACCUUGUUUGCUACCCAGGUGAGGAACAACCACAUUUUGAAUGAACCACAGAACCCAGGAAACUGUUUCCUAGUCCAGCAUCCAGAUUUAAGGACCCAGGUUUAUUAUAGCUUUGCAAUAGGACAGAGCUCACUCAACUCAAUGUGCCAGUUGAGAAGGUCUGGCCCAAGGCACUUCAGAACCAAAGCUCAUAUAGUAGUUCAAACACAGCAAACAAGGAGUUAUAAAACAUAUUCACGUACAUCAGGAAGGGUUACAGGUCGUGAGAAGUAAAGCACGAAUGGCUCUGUACAGGCAUCUUCAGCCCCACAUCACCUUGGAGUGGCCCCGAUGUUCCCAGGCCAUUUGGCCAUUUUAGGUCUCGGAUGUCCCGCGUUACCCUGGCAACUUAGUCUUCAAUGAGGGAAGAGCAUCAUAAAAUCCUCUUCCUGAAGAUAGCUUCAAGGAUUGCCGAUUUACACUCUGGUGCUAAAACAUCCUGCCAUUUGUACAACUUUCACACAGAAAGGAAGCCUGAUACAUUCUAAAAGGUUAAAUGAAACAUUAUUAAAAUAAUAAAAAUAAAAUAUACACUUGGGGUCUCUAAUUCAUACAUCACAGGUGUCAAAGCUGCCUCAAGUCUCAGCUCACAAAAGACCAACGCCUAUGUCUUCUUAUAUACAAAGGUGUUUAUUGCAGUUCAUGGUUUGCUUGACAUCCUAGGCGCGCAGCCUUACGUCUCUUACGCUUAGACCGCUGAAGUCCCCUCUGAAUCCGGUCCCUCCCUGCACCAAUUUAAGAGGCUAGCACUGCUCCACCUCUUUCUCUCCUUCCUUUUCCGCAGGGUCCUUCUGCCCGCUGGGGUUUCGCCCUCCUGUUUUCCUCUGACGCGUAAUCCCCAUACUGCUCUUCCCCCCUCGUGGGGGUUUUGGGACCGGGCCCCUCCUCGGGGCUCCCUGCACUCCCGCGCGCCACUACAUUUUACCUAGGCGCGCGCGCCAAACCUCUAACUUUCCUUUUGACAGUUACACUACUCCCUUCACUGCUCCCUCCCCUUCCGGAAGGGCGGCUUGCUCUGACCUCCCUCCUUUCUCUGCUCCCGGAGCUGCUUCCUCUGACACACUGGAAACUCCACCCCCUUCGCUGCACUCUGGUGGGGAGGCUGGUCCUGACGCCCAGCUGCCACUUUGGGAUCCUCCGCUGGCCCCCUGCUCCUGACACGUCCCCCCUGGGGCUCCCCUGGCCUUAACCACCGGCGCCCCCUUCUGGGAAUCCUCUGAUUCGCUGGAAAGACUCAUGGAAUCUCUUGAGUCAUUGUCAUCCUCUUCCUCGCUGGCUUGGAAUUCCUCCCCAUCGCUCUCCAUCUCCUGCCUACCCUGUGCCUCUCUCCCUGAACCCCUGACAACAGGUCAUAAUCCGACACCAUUUUACCACACUGGUUCUCACUAACUGGGCAAAUGAGCAUGCAAAUAACAUCCAUGUUGAACUUUAUGAAAUGCUUCUGAUGUGGGUGCGCAUGGCAUGCACAAGAAUCCUAGUUUGGUGAGUGCCUGAAUGCAUGUCUUCUAAGCAAUUUAGAUACAACACAUUAAUAUUCAGCAUAUUUCUGAACUUGCCAUAUUCUGAUCCGCACUCAUAGUUUGGGGGUUGCUCUUGAAUUGUUACCCAAAACUGUCGUCAUCCAAGUUCUACUUUUUCGGGUCAUUUCUCUUUUCGAAAGCUUGAUCCGCUGCGUGACUUCAGAAUUUUGCUGAAGAAAAGGAGCCUGGAAGACCUUGUUCCAGAGGCCUUGCAUUCUUCUUUAACGGUGCUUGCACAUAGCUUAAUAACUACUUAGGUUGACAACUUCUGAGAUGUAACGGAAAGGGGAGGGUUUUGUGCCAGCCUAUUUCUGUUACCUGUCUUGUCUUCCACCACCCCCUCUCUUGGUUGUUAAUUUCCACCAACUUUUGAUGGCUGACAGGUUCCUGUCAUCUCUUAGAGAAGCAAAACAUGCAUAGCAAAACUUAUUGGGGGAGAAUUAAUUAAGUUUGCACUCAUUUGUCCUCUCCUGAUCUAGGCAUGUUCUGCACUGUGUGCUGCUGUGUCCUUUAAAAUCUGACUUCUGUGAAAUUAACCUUCAUUGCCAAAGAGAAGAACAUUGCUUUGUUGCACAGGGGAACAACUCACAGCCUGUAUGUAUCCAGGUACAGGUUACUGAUCCCCUUGUCGCUGAAUUCAUGCUGUACUCCCUGCAAUCUAUCAAGGACGUGGGGAGGUACACUGUGAGAUUACUGUACCUCCUCAAUGACCAGCUGAACUAUGCUAAGAAGCUCAGACUAUCACUUAGGCACCAUAAGCUUUUAGGAAUUGCUAAUGUAAACAUUUGAGUGGUUUUUCUACCUAUUUGAGUGGGUCGUGGCUGUUUUAUUUUGUUCCUUUAAUUUUCUGUAUCGGUUUGCAUUCAUUAUUGUCUAUUAUUAUUACUCAGUUGUACUUUUUGUUUUUAACGAUUCUGUUAGCUGCUGUGAAUACACAUACAUUUGUAUUGAAGUUGCAGGGUAUAAUUAUAUAAAUAAAUUCAAUCCUUAUUUUAGCCAUGAUCAUAUACGUUUAUGGCCCCCACUCCAGAGGCCAAUUGGCGAGUAAUCCAGUCUUUAUCAACCAGAUGCUCUCCAGAUUUUUGGGACUACAAUUCCCAUCAGCCCCAGCCAGCAGAGCAGUGGGAAUUGCAAUCCAGAACACCUGGAUUGACACCAGAUUGACAAAGGCAGGAGUGGACCAUCCAGACUUACCAUUAAAGUGUCUUUAUUUAUUAAAUUUGUAUACUGCCUUUCAUUCCAAGGAUUACAGGAUGGUUUACAAUAUAAAAACACAAAAAUACAUACCAUCGUAACAAACAAAAACAAUAAUUUCAUGCACACAUAGAUGGUUUAAUUAGCCAAAGGCCUGUCAGAAGAGGGAUGUUUUUGCCUGGUGACUAAAUAUAUUGUUACGCCAGCCCAAUCUCCAAGCAGUAUGAGAUCCCAGGGGCCCAGGUGGUUAACCAGGGUUCAUGCCUCCUAUUGGAAAUAAAGCACAGUGGAGACUGUGGUAUCUUUAUGGUAUAUGGUUUAUUUACACAUAUCUACAACCUGAGCCUACGAUGGAGAGGUUCCCAGCAUUACACUCCAAGAGGGUCUCUCACUCCUCCCACAGGAUCCAAAACAGAAAUCAACCAUGUUCUCUUUCUCCUUUUACGGUCUGUCCCAGUUUUUUUCGCUAGUGUAUCACUGCCAACUGCAAUCCUAAAAAAACUAACACUGGCUUAUUUGUCUUACUUACUAAAACCAGGGCCCAGGGUGGGGCUUAACCUGUUAGGCCAGGCAUGGCCAAACUUGGCCCUCCAGCAGUUUUGGGACUACAAUUCCCAUCAUCCCUGACCACUGGUCCUGUUAGCUAGGGAUGGUAGGAGUUGUAGUCCCAAAACAGCUGGAGGGACAAGUUUGACCAUGCCUGCGUUAGGCUGUCUGGCACUGAAUCUCCCAGUGGCCCAUCUGACUCAGCCAUCAUCACAUGACUACCUCAUGAGGAAACUGUCCUGUGUUAUUUCCAGCCUUUGCCAGAUCCAACAAUUGAGGGCUUGGAUUAAAUUCUAACUCUUUAUUGAAUUCAGAACAAUGUGUAAGGAGGCUGGUGGCCCAUUCUUGUGUUGCUGCCCUCCAGACAUGCAAAGAAGAGCCUCAGACUGCAGGGUCUGGGUUUGCUUUCGAAUGUUUGUUCAGAUACAUGUAAUUUCAUUUCUUUUAGGAAUUGGAAUUUCAUUUCUUUUAGGGAAAUGGAAAUAGGGCGGUUGGCAUCAGAUUGAUGUUGGAUAAUUAUAUCAUAGAGUUUGACAGUUUGUUCUCAAAGGGUAGAGAAAGUAAAGUGCAAACCUAUUUAAUCUGUCCGGUUGAACCGUAAGCAACAAAUUUAUUUGUGAGGAUGUCAGGGCUGCAAUAUCAGAAGGAAAACAUUGUGCAUAUAACUCUUUUGGUCUAAAUUAAUUAGGCAGGAUCCCAACAUCAGUCAUGUAGAAUUUCAUAUACUAGUAAAUAUAGGGUAUUAAAUAGACUGAAAUGCUUGUUUUUCUACAAAGAAGUUUAAGAAUUUUCAGGAACACUACUUUGAUACAGUGUGAGGUUGUAUAUCAGAGUUAGGUGAUGGUUUCAAAGGACAGCAGCCUUAUGCUUUCUGCACACAGAACCACAUGUGUCUAUCUCUUAAGCAUUUUUUAAAAAAAGUUCUGUGCAUUAUUAUUACAGCAGAGCAGUGAUAGAAUCACAGUGGUGCAAGCACAUGCUUUCUGCCUGUCAGCAGGAGCGGAAGAGACCUGCAUGACCUAGGCUUGCAUGUUAGGCCAUAGUUAUGGAGGUUUCAAUAGCCCUAUAGAAAAGUCCAGCGUGACCCAUUGCUGACACAGACAAAUCUUUGGGUCUGUGAACACACCCGUAGGCUGCUUCAGUCACUAAUGUAGUGUAAGCAUGGUGGGAUGCUGGCAUUAAUAGAGAACAUUAAACCUAUUCAUCAUCGCAAGGUGGACGUAUUUUUCAGAUGCAGAGUGGUGUACCACUUGAUGAAGAGCCAAGGUACUGUACAUUCUUUGUGUCGCCCUUUCACUUUCUGUAGGAGGGGGAGAACAGACUUUAGAUAAUUUAGCAUCCUGAACUCAGAAAAUGAGCAUUUUUAUGUUCCUGAUUGGCAAUCCACAGACUGGGUGCACAUUUGUUUGGUGAAUUAAAACAGGUCAGUAAGGCAUUGAAAUGGAGAAGUAUUUGCUCCCUUGAAAGCAACAGUAGUCUAUUGGUACCUUCUCACAUUAUGGGAUGGUAGCCAGUGUGGCACAGCUCCUUCUUGUGCCCAGGUAACGUGAGAAGCUCCAUGCCAGGUGGGGGGAAUCCACUCUGCAACUCCUCCCCACAUCACUGUUGGCCCAACUUCCAGGACAAGUGAGGCCAAGUGCCAUGUUACCCUUAGUGGCUGUGUGCAGAGAUAGCAUGAUGGCAUGAGACAAGCAAGAGACUAAAAAGCUGUGCCAGGUAAUAGCAGUCUUCAGUUCUGACAACAAACACAAGAGGAGCUACAUGAGUGGUAUGAAAUUUUAAGCUGAAGCAAAUUUGGUUUGAGAAAAGAAUGGUAACAGUAAAAGUAUGAAUGGGUGUGUUUGUGCGGGCAAAAGAUGUUAUAUAAAUUGCCAGUGAUCAGAGGAUGGCAGGAAUACAUUCAGCUGGAAGGUUGGGUUACAUCAUCCCAAUUAUUAUUGGUGAUCUUAAAUUAGGUACAGGGGUCGAAACGUUUGGUCCUGCCUCAUUUACAAAGAUAACCAAGCCAUGUGGUGAGGGUGGUGCUAGAUUCUGUUGUUUUCCCCUCACCCAUACUAGCCAGAGGCUGUAGCAAAGUUGUGACAUUUGUAGAACAGAACUUCACUCCCUCUCCUUUUCCCCCUUUCUUGCUCCCUCAUUUGACAGAUUUGUUAGAUGAGGAGAUCUGGCCUAAGGAGUUAGGGCAGCUUUUCAAAUAGUUUCUAAAAAUUAGAUACAUUUCAGUUUGCGUGUUUAAACUCUACUCAAGGGACUUACUGGGUAUUGCACCCAAGACUUGAUUAAUAGUAUCUGGUACUGGAAUAAAAGAAUAUAGAGCAUGCAUAGAAUAAGAUGGCCUAUUUUGUCUAAAGGGACCAUGAUGCUGUUAUCUAAACUUGAUUAUUUGCGAAAGAAAGAGCAUUUUGAGGUAUAAUUAACUUUUACGUAGUCAGUGGUCCCAGUGAAUUCACUUUCCAUGGCCCUCUGUCUCAGACCUACAUGGGGGUUGUAGCUAAUGUGUAUAAAUAACUUGGCAUCUGCAUGUCUCCUCUCCACAGGCAUUUGAGAAUUACAAUGUUAUGCUUAUUGUUUUAUUGUACUUUACCUGAAAUUGUCAGUGCAAUCUUAUAUAUGCUUACUCAGAACAAGGCCUCACUCGAGUUCACUGGGGCUUAUUCCCAGGAAAGUUUUUCUUUCUGCAGCAACUGAAUCUGCAGCCAUCUGAUGAUCUCCCCCGUCCCCCCAUGCAACAACUUCAUUCCAGCCUUUUUCAGAGUUCUCACACUGAAAACUAUGUAGCAGCCUUUAGGGUCUUUUAUAGCUGAAUAUUUUUUCUACGUCAUAUUUUUUUCAUCAUUGGUAUUUCUUUAACAACUAUUAAUCUGCUUGCAUUUCAGUUUUGUUUUGUUUACAUACAGAAAAACGUACAGCGUAUUAGGUUACUUGUUAGAUGCAGCCAGGAAAUAAAUAGUAUGUAAAGAUUGAAACACAAAUACAUGAAUGAGGGAACAGCAGUUAAAAGUGCACCAUUUUUCAUAGCACAAUGACCUACCACAAUUGAUUAAUGAAAAUGGCAGUUCUGGAACAUUUACCAAGUUGUUCGCCACUUCAUAAUCAGUCAGUAUUGUUCAGCUGCUGGUGUAAGCUGAAGGCUGGGGGGUUUUUUGGGUUCACAUCAAAGGAGCCUAUUUAAACAUCUCACUGCUUGCCAACCAUUUCUUGCUCUAUAGAAAGCUAAAUCGCUUCAGCAGUAAGAUACUGGAAUGUAUGUGUGCUAGACUUUUGGUGUGUGGUUUUUGGAGGGGGUGUGUGUUUACUGUGCAGGAGAGCUUUGAAAAGCACAGGAGGUCUCCCAUAAGGUCUAACAUGGUAGGACGAUCUCCAGCUCAUACCCUGUGGGUGGGUCCUAAAAACUAUUGGUUGUUACCAUCGCUCAUAAGACAGACCACUUCACGGGAAUGGUUAGAUGCCCCUCCUAACUAGUCAAAUUCUCUGGGUAAUCCUAUGCAUAUUUAUUUGGAAGCAGGCCCCACUGUUGCAAUGUGACUCAAAAAUAAGUGUACAUAGGAUUGCAGCCUGAGUUGCUUGCUGGUGGGUGCAGGUGUGGCCGUAGGUAUACUAUUGUGUUUACACUUCCGUCUUAACAAAAAUCUGACUAUUUGCAUCAAAGCUUCCAGUAAUUGAGCAGUCUGACAUAGGAAUUUGAAGGCCUCAAAUUUCACAUAAAUGUAAAUUCAUACUGUUACAGUUAUGCACAACGUCCUAUCCAGACAACCCAAAACUAUCUCUAGAAAAUGAUUAACAGAAAAGGCUUUUUUUCAAUCUCUUGAUUAAAAAUGUUAACUUUGUAAGUGUUCAUUUUGAUUAACUGUAACUCAUGUACGGGACGCGGGUGGCGCUGUGGGUAAAAGCCUCAGCGCCUAGGGCUUGCCAAUCGAAAGGUCGGCGGUUCGAAUCCCCGCGGCGGGGUGCGCUCCCGUUGCUCGGUCCCAGCGCCUGCCAACCUAGCAGUUCGAAAGCACCCCCGGGUGCAAGUAGAUAAAUAGGGACCGCUUACUGGUGGGAAGGUAAAUGGCGUUUCCGUGUGCUGCGCUGGCUCGCCAGAUGCGGCUUUGUCACGCUGGCCACGUGACCCGGAAGUGUCUCCGGACAGCGCUGGCCCCCGGCCUCUUGAGUGAGAUGGGCGCACAACCCUAGAGUCUGUCAAGACUGGCCCGUACGGGCAGGGGUACCUUUACCUUACCUUUACCUAACUCAUGUACAGAUGUAUUUUAUUUAAACAUAGCACUGGGGGAAAAUAAAAAGGUAAACUUAUCUUCCCUUGAAACAAAAUAAGAAGUUUACAGUCCUGCACAUAACCAAUUGCGCAUUGUGUCAAAGAAAAUGUCAUGUGAAAACAUUAAAGUGUGAUUAGUUUAUGGGAAUGUGUUGUUACAAGAUGUUGCUUUGGUCAAGUUUAAGAAGCAAACUGUUCAUAGUAAUCAAUGAUACAAGUUGUGUUUUGUUGUAAAUUUUUACAUUUCUGUAAGCAGAAACUUAAGUUUGAGAAUAGAUUUAUUUUUCACUAAAAAUGUAUUGCAUUGCUGUCUCUGCUGGGCACAAAUCAAAUCAUUGCUGGGCACAAAUCAAAGAGUAAUAUUAACCAGUGACCUGCUUUUAUUAUUCUCGAACAAACUAAUUUAUCAUGAUUUGCUGUGGCAUGCAAAUAAGGGAAAUUCCAAAACCUGGUUUGUUCCCAACUACAAAUUUGCUUCCUUCUUGUUCUGCCACUCCUUGGACAAGUACCAACUGUUUCUCACAGUUGUCCAUCUAGAUUACAGUGAUGUGGGUCUAAACCUGAAUCACAUAGGGGCUCUCCAGCAUUAUCAUAAUAGCUUCCCCAGAUCAAGAAUACAAAUAUGAGGAAGAUUGGCCAAAUAACAACUGCAGCCCUAGAGUUCAUUAUGAUAGUAUAAAGGCAGAGUGGGAAACAAAAUAAGUAUGCUUUAGGCCUAUACACCUUACUUGCAUGCAACAAGUUUAAUGUGUUGAGGAGCUGGCCACACAGUUUCCCUGGACUUACACUUUCCUUUGAAUGGGCAUCUGAAAAGAAACCUCUUUUCAGCUGUCUAUGCAGAGGGGUUCCAUGUGAUCCGCACAUGUGUAAAAUCAGGUUGCCCUGGUCACAUGGCACCCUGAGUUGUGAACAGUUGCUCACAUGCAGAUAACUCCAUUUCAAACACCCACACUCAACAUGCAGGUGCCAGAGGCAAGGCUGGUGUGGGGGCACAGGGUCAGGGAUGAGGCCAACAGGGCAGACCCUCCCUGCUUCACCACAUGAGUGAAUACGUGAAUAGGCAGAAUGGUAGAUUACCAAUUGUUUUCCUGAGACCUCAGGUUCCUUGGCCAGCUUAAUCAGGGGCUCCCCUUUGAGAUCAGUCAUAGCCUACAAGCAUGGAAAAACAGCUUUCCUAUCCCUAACAAUCUUCCCUUAGUGUACAGGGCUGAGGAUUAAACCUGUUCUAAAGCAGACUCUGUUUUCCUGGGUUAAUGACAAGGCUCUACUGGCUGCGCUUGGUGCCCCAUGUGAAAUCUCAAGCCCAGGCCACAGAUGUGAAGGACAAGGAGAGAAAAGACCUCAAAGGUGCACUGAAAUUAUCUAGCAAAGGCAGAGGCCUGUUUUCUUGUAUUUAUUCCAGGUCUUAAAAAUCCAGAGGCUUACUUCCACCUGUAAUCUACAGGAGCCCAAUAUCUCACACCAUUAUUCUUUGCAGCACACUUACUCUUCAUAAGUACACAUAGUUUCUUAACUUGCUGGUCUAGGAUAGCAGACCCGGUUCUUCAUAGUUCAGGCUCAGCCCUAGAGCUCUGCCCUACAAUCCUUUGCAACAUAAAUAGGCAUGCUAGGGAGACAAAUUUGAUAGGGAAUGCUUUUCUUAAACAUAGAAAGUUGGAAAGAACUAUCCUAGAGAAAGAAGCUUUCUGUACACAAACCCACAGCAUGGCAGUUGUGGCAGAAUCCUUUUCACAAGAGGUUAGCAUCUACAGCCCGCUGUGCUGCUUCAACAGGGACAACCCUACAACUGGGCAAAGUGUCUCAGAUGCUGGAGAUCAGCAGUCCCCAGCCCCUCAGCCAUUCCCCUUUGUUGUCAUCCUCCCCCAAUUGGCCUGCUUUCUCAGGUGUGGUAGAGGACACUAUGCUGUUAACCAUGUUGCCUCAGUCAGCAAAAUGUCUUGGUCUGGCCUUAUGCUUCAGAAGGCUCUGCGCUUCCAACUCUCCUAAGAAUGAUUGGUUCAACAAAUAGGAUCAACUGAUCACCUCAUCGGGUUCAAAGCUGUUUUCCACCUGACGAUUUGAGCUCUGAGUGCCCAGAGGAAUGAAGGACUUUGAGAAGGACUUUAGAAACGCUUCCAUUUUUUAUUUCCCUGUCAUCCAAAUCUGAGAAAUGGUGGUUAUGCUUAACUGUGGUUUGUUGAAACACGCGAACUGCUUACCAUAGUUCCGUAACCUGACUUGUUUCAGCAAGCCCUAGUUAAAAUGCGCUGUAGUUCAGGGCUUGGAUAAUGCUAAACCAUGGUCAGUCUGAAAUAGGAGUAGAAGCUUUUCAUCUCUUCCACCCAGCCACUCCAAAGGAGAAGUGGCAGAUGCAAGCCAAAGGCUUGCUAUGGCUCAUACUUGUAAUUUUAAAACUUAAUUUGGUGUGUGAAUCAGGCCACUGUUUCUUGAUGUGUUUAUGUAACUCAGCUUUUAAAAAAUAAAGGCAAGUACUUCCAUUUCUUAGAGUUCUUUAUGACAGGAAGGAUAUAACACCACAGUUUCAUUACAGUCAUUUUUUUCCCCCACACAUGAAUUUGGUGUGUAGGUUAUUUGUGGGUUUUAUCAUCUAACCCUCCCUCCUCCGAAAAGUUAAUAGAUUUUAAGCAGCAGCAGCAGCAACAACAACAACAAAAUAAUCAUACUUCAGGUUCUGUAGAAGGCUUUGUGCUUUAUUGGCACAAAUAGCCAACUGCGUGAGGCAAUGAGAUGUAAAAGAGAGGCUUGCACUUGGUAGCACACAAAAAAAUAUGGGAACUGUCUUAAGGAUUUGGGGGGGGGGGGUAUUUUUUAUAAAAUAUCAGCUGAGGCCAGCAAUGAGUAGGAAUUCUAUACACGCAAGAGGGAAAGACAUUAUCCCAUUCUAUUUGCUACCUAGGCCACAGUAUUGGUAAGGAAAUGUUGCUGUGGCUUCACUCUUGUACAAAUGUUCGUUGGGACUAGAUUAAUAGAAGCACUUUUUCUGUCUUAAAACUAAUCAUACUUUUUCUUGUGUGGUAUUAGUAGGUCCACAGCAGGGUGGUUAACUUGUGCACACACACACCCAAAAAACUAGCCAUUAAAAAUAUAUAUUAUUGCUCACUCCUGUGGGUUUGCUUCUAUGAUGCCAAAACGUUUUAGGUGUCUCCCCAAAGACUUUCCCUACACUUGUACAACAACAACAGAUUUAAAAUACUGUAGACCAGCUGUUGGAAAAAGCUUUUGAAGGGCAGGCUUGAAAACUACAGUUUUCACCACACCCCCACUUUCAUACUUUGGCCGCUUUGACAUUUGGCCCCCAGAGGGUUGACCAUGUGUCAUUCCUAUUCUUGGCCGAAGAAAAGUUAGCUACCCCUGCUGUAGUCUUUGGUUGGUAAUAGCAUGCUAUGACCAAGAACUUGCAAUCACUUAAAAGUUGGAAUGUGUGUCUUAAAGGCACAGCCUGGGAGCAGUUUACUUCUGCCCAUUUAACUGUUUUGAUCUGCAGAAAUAGCCCUAUUACAAGUGCCACAUUAUACACGUUCCGCAGUUGUAACAAAGUAUUUUUUAGUGUGUUUGAAACUCCCUGUCGAUUGACAUCAGGAAAGAUACUGUCAUUUACUUGGUCAUUUAAGAAAUGUAAAAUCAAGGCCCACCUCUCAAUAAAUUUGUUUUCUUGAUUCCAACAAUGCUUAUUAGUAUGAAUCCAAAAGAGAACUAUUUUAAAACAAUCUUCCAGUGGUAUUUAACUCCACACAGAAUUAGACAAAUAUUUGGCCAAAACAUGCACGGCUGGAGAUGCAAUAGAAUUAAGGCGAAUUUAAGAUUCAUCUUUUGGAGCUGUAAAAACAAACAUUUCUGGACAGAAGUAUUGAAUAAUAUAUUAAUAAGUACGGACUAUGAUAUCCCAAGGAAACCUAAAAUAACUCUUCUUUUGAGUUACUCUUCAUCCUGCAGUCAUUAAUACUGAUUUACAACUGAUUACUGCUUCUAACAACAACAAAACAGUGUAUUGCACAAAAAUGGAAAAACAAACACCCCCCUAACAUAACUGUUUGGCGAAGGAAAAUUUGGCAAAAUAUCUUAAUGAUAAAGCUUACAUACAAGAGAAACACCAUACUUAAUAAUCAGUUAAGCAUCAAUGAGAAUUUGAAAUGCUUUUGUGUUCUGUCUGUGAACAUUUAGUUACAUUUCCACAGAAAAAAGAAUGGACAGGAAAUUCAGCCAGAGACCUCUUUCCCUAGCCGAAACCGAAUUGUUCCUCCAGAAUUCCUGUAUCGUAUGGACUACAAGAAAAUUGGAAAAUGUGUUAUUAUAAACAACAAGAACUUCAAAGAAAGUACAAGUAUGUUUUUCACAUCAUCUUAAUAUAACUCUGGGUGGUACUUCUGUUAGAGAGCAAGAGCUGUACGCGAGAGCAGUGCUUUUCAAGACAAUAUGCUAAUAUCUAGGGACACUCUUCUCCCAUAUCAAUCAGCCACAUUUGAUGGGAACAAGGGAGAGUAACUUUUCUAUUGCUAGUUUCAAAUUUUGAGACCCUGCUUUGCAUGUUCCUUUUUGGCCUUCAGCCAUAAAGUUAAAAGCUUUCUGUUAGAAAGGCUUUUGUGCUUUAAACGUCUGACAUAACCACCUUGCCUAUAGUGUUCUCUUAUGAGGGGCUUUUUGCAGUUUUAAAGGGAUAUGCUGCUGAUAAUGUAUUUUUAUUACUAUUUCUUAGCAUGCUGCUUUAGUGUUUACUUUGCCCGGGGGGGGGUUGUAUUUUGCUCUGAGCAGCCUUGAACUCUUCUAACGGAAGUGUGGCCAUACCCAGAAAAUGACUGAGCCCACAAAAAGCGCACCGUAAAAUAUUGAUAGUCUUUAUGGUGCCACAAAACAUUGCUGCAGCAGUCUCAACUGGGCCCCCUCUCUGGCCAUUGCUUUGGUCGUUGUGAAUAUAACAAGCUGUUUCUGAAUACUGCUCAAAGGUUUUAAGUUUUAAAAUCAUUUUCUCUCCCAUUGGGCAUUCGCACAACCCAUAAUAAUAAGUACGCCUCUGCACAGUCAGCAUCAAUCUUCUUGUGUUUCUUAUCAGACAUGGGUAUACGAAAUGGCACUGAUAAAGAUGCUGGUGACCUGCUAAAAUGUUUUCGAAGCAUUGGAUUUGAUGUUUCCAUCCAUAAUGAUCUCACCUGUGAAGCUAUGGAGAAUAAACUCAAGGAAGGUAACAAUGACCACCCUGUUUAGAUAGUUUGCUGGUUAACUUAAGAAGACCAAUUGUGUUCUUCCUUUGGUCAUUUGAGAAGCUGAGCUCUUAAUACAUAAUUUGGGUAGUACUAAACGAAUUGGGUUGUUGUCAGUGUAGCACUAAGGAGAUUUGUUUCUGUUUGCUCAAUGGGACCAUCUCCCCUAAUUCACUGUUCUGGGGGUUCUCCUGACCAUCUGGAGAAGAUUUGGAGGGUAGCGUUCCAUUGCACUAGCAGGCAUCAUUGCACUGGCUUCCUCUAGCAUUUCAUUGAAUACAGUGGUACCUUGGUUGUCAAACUUAAUCUGUCUGACUCUCGAAACAGUUCAAAAACCAAGGCGCAGCUUCCGAUUGGCUGCAGGAGCUUCCUGCACUCAAUCAGAAGCCACAGAAGCUGUGUCGGACGUUCAGCUUCCAAAGAACGUUCGCAAACCGGAACACUUACCUCCAGGUUUGUGGCAUUUGGGAGCCGAUUUGUUCAGGAGCCAAGCCCUUCAACAACUAAGGUACCACUGUACAAACGCUUCCUAGUGAUCAGUUCAGGCUUAGUAAUGCUUAGAAUUGAGCCAUUGGAAACAGUGGGACUAAUUUAAGUUCCAUUGAUUUCAAAGGGUCUCUUUUAAGCAUGACAAAGAUCCAACCCAGUGGGAGUUAUUUCUCAGUAAACAUGAAUAGGAUUGAUGUUAGCCCUUCUUUUAAUUGUGCAGAAAAAAGACUUGCCACGUAUAGUUUUUGUUAAGUGGCAUUUCCAUUAUGUAAGAGGAAAUACAUUUGAUUUGCAGUUGCCCUUGAGAGCCACAGUGAUGCUGCUUGUUUUGCCUGCAUAUUAUUAAGCCACGGAGACGAGGGGUUUAUCUAUGGCACAGAUGGAGCUAUGGCAAUAAAGGAGUUGACAAGUCUUUUCAGAGGAGACAAGUGCCCAAGCCUCAUUGGAAAACCUAAAUUGUUUUUCAUUCAGGUAAGGUCCUCUACCUUCUUUUGUAGAAGAUGUUACAUUAUUUGCCCUAGAGUAAUUUAUUUGUUGUUAAAUUAAUUAUUAAUUAAAAACUCAUUUUAAAAAAUUCUCAUGUAUUGAGUAUUUUGGAUAACUGCACAAACACAAAAUGUCAGUUUAAGGCCAAUAUUAGGCACUUAAUAAAUAAUGAAUAGCAUGCUCACCAGCAAUGGUAUGGCAUGGCCUAUCUGUGUAUUCAUACAAAUGAAUUGCAGCUAAUAUAUUUAAGCUGUAGCCCUAGGACGAAUAUGUUUUUCAUAGGGUUGAUGCUGCUGAUCCUAGUAUAGGUCAUUAACGUACCAUAUUUCAUUUACAAGGUUCAAGUAUAUGUUCAGUUAUAAUGUGAAUCUGUUUCAGUUACAAAAUUAUCAUAAAAUUCCAUAACUCUGUAAAUUGUAUGUGAUUUAUGUGUACACUGAAUUAUUUUGCUCACUGUUUAUAUCAUGGUUUCAGGCCUGUCGAGGUUCUGAAUUUGAUGAAGGGAUUCAGACAGAUGCAGGUUCUCCAAAUAACGAUCUGGAAAUGGAUGCCAAUCCAGGAUGCAAGAUUCCUGUAGAAGCAGAUUUUUUGUAUGCAUAUUCCACCGUGCCAGGUAUAAAUGGGAAAAGUGACAAACUUGACAUACAAAUGAGUGCGAGUAAAACAAAGUGUCACAUAUUGGGGAAAAUUUAAGCAUUUGUCAGCUGAAAUUAAAUAACAAUGAAAUGCUAUUUUAUGGGGAAAUGUAUUUUCUUUACAUUGAAUUAUGAGUCAGUCUUGAAAGUUUGAAGCACUGGACUUUAUAUUUUCACAUAUCAAGUUUGUUUCCUUCUGAAAUGUAUAUAGGCUUUUCAGUGUUCUAGUUUGUGUGUAUAAUCAGAGGUGAACGAAGGCUAACCGACACCCGGGGCGGAGCAAACUGCUGGCUGCGCACGCGUUGUGCCGCUACGUACAACGCAUGCAUGGCAUUGUUACGCAGGGCACAUACGCAGCAUCACUACGUACAGCACAUGCGUGCAACACUGUGCAUGCGUUGUACGUAGCGGUUUGCUGCCGGUGCCGCUUGAAUGCCGUAUGGAUGGUGGCGGGAUCCUCUGUUCAUGGCUGCAGCCGCGAACAGAGGAUCCUCCACGUGCGGCGACAACGGAGGGAUCCCAACGCCAUCCAUACAACGCUUGAGCGCCGCCGGCAGCAAACCGCUAUGUACAGCGCAUGUGUGGCAUCACUACGUACAGCGCAUGUGUGCGACACCGCACAUGCGCUGUACGUAGCGGUUUGCCGCUGGCGCCACUCGAACGCCGUACAGACGGUGGCAGGAUCCUCGCAGCUGCAGCCGCGAACGGAGGAUCUUCCACAUGUAGCUACAGUGGCUCGAUGGCUGCUCACUCCGCCACACCCGGGCUCACCCCCCCCCCCCACUUGGCACCCAGGGCACACCACCACCACCCGCCCCCCUUGUGAUGCCACUGUAUAUACCGUAUUUUUCGCUCUAUAGGACGCACUUUUUCCCCUCCAAAAAUGAAGGGGAAAUGUGAUUGACGUCCCAUGGCAUGCGAAUGCAGGCUUUCAUGGCUUCUGAGCUCCGCGCCACCCUCCGGAUCCCGUGCGCAAGCCGCGCGGGCUCCGGAGGGUGGCGCGUGAGCUGCCUGGAGCUCCAGGGCUUCCUGUAGCUCCGCGCCACCCUCCGGAUCCCGGCAGCUAAGCCGCGCAGGGCUCCGGAGGGUGGCGCGGAGCUGCCUGCGCUCCAGGGCUUCCUGCAGCUCCGUGCCACCCUCCGGAUCCCGGCGCUGAGCCGCGCGGCUCCGGAGGGUAGCGCGGAGCUGCCUGAGCUCCAGGGCUUCUUGCAGCUCCGCGCCACCCUCCGGAUCCCGGCUCGAAGCCGCGCGGGGCAGCGCGGAGCUGCCUGCGCUCCAGGGCUUCUUGCAGCUCCGCGCCACCCUCCGGAUCCCGGCGCGAAGCCGCGCAGGGCUCCGGAGUGUAGCGCGGAGCUGCCUGCGCUCCAGGGCUUCUUGCAGCUCCGCGCCACCCUCCGGAUCCCUUAUUUAAUGUGUAUCAUGAUGAUCCAGGAUCAUUUUAGUUGACACAGUCCAGCCCUAUGCACUUUUUGAGAGUGUUGCAUGUGCAUGGGUUUCCACAGCAAGCACUCACACUCUUGAAGAAGCAAAAUGCUUUGCUUGCCUCUUCAGCAAUGCAAAUGAUUGUGACAAAAACCUAUAGACCCAAAUUGGUUCCCUCCUGCACUUGUACGUAUAUGGUUUGGAUUAUGACCCUAUUUGUAAUGUGCAGUGAAUAUCUCUUUUGCCCUUCAUUAUGGUAAGGAGACUUUUUUCCCCUUGCUCUCACUUACAGGUUAUUAUUCCUGGCGGAAUCCAGGGAACGGCUCCUGGUUUGUGCAAUCUCUUUGUGAAGUCCUGACUAAGUAUGCCAAAGAGCUGGAGAUCCUGCAGAUGCUCACCAUGGUUAACUACAAAGUAGCAAGAAACUAUGAAUCGCAGUGUGAUGACCCACGCUUCAAUGGGAAGAAACAGAUUCCUUGUGUGGUCUCCAUGCUAACCAAAGAAGUUUACUUCUGAAAUCUCAUUUGUUUGGGCAUAUAUCAUCUGCUCAUCUUCCAAAGAAAGAUUGAAAUAUACAAUGGGGAUCUUCUAAUCAAAACAUUUCAAAUCAAACCACACUGGAUCCAGAGCUUCAUCAAGAUAAUCUUUGAAAUAUGCAAUAUGACAAUUACCUCAGUUGAUAGUUAAAAUCCUUUUCAACAUGCCACCUUGACUGUUUAUGUGUAUUUUGGUAGAUAAUUCUGGUCUCUUGUUGUUUCUGGCCACACUGGAAAAAAAUGCCUCUAAUACCUCUCUUGUUUGACCACAUAGGUUUUUUCUCAUGGAAAUUCCUCAUAAUUCCCCAAUAUUAACUACUUAAAAUGUGUUGGCACUGUGCUAUUGGACUGAAACAUUUUUCUUAAUUUCUCAAAUAUAAAAGGGAGGAAUCACACAGGAAUAUGACCAAGGUGUACUGGAGUUUUCUGUGAUUAAAUGGUGGACUUGAUAUCAUUGGUAUUUUACAUAUCAGAGGACAUAUCCAUUCAUAGGUCUUGCUUGGUCUCAGUGUGGGUUUGAAAUCAUAAGCCAUUUACUUUUCAAAAUCACUCUGUUUAAGUCUGUUUCUGUUUUCCUUACUUCUCCCUACAUUCGAAAACUAUCCUUAUAAAACCUAGGAAAUACUUGAAACGCUCCUUUUUAUCCAAUAUGGAAAUACCACUCCAGUUUUGUCAUGAGAACACUGAACAGUUAAGUGCAGCUUACGACAUUUUCAGCGCAAUAACAAUUUGAUAGCAAAUAUGUGCUGUGUAGUAUAUAGCUUUCAAACAGGAAUAACAGUGAUGCCCGUACGUUGUCAGUUAGAUCAAAGCACAAUUAUUCCACAAAGCAAUAAGUAAAAUUAUAGCAAGCUAAGUAAAUUAAGAGUUUCUACUUCCUUGUAAUGACUGGCUGCUGCUGAGAAGCCACACAGUUCUUUACUUUAAAUGCCUUAACCUUGAUUGUGUUGCCCUUUCUGCAUGAUUAGACAUUGCAGAUUCGGUGCCUACAUAUUCACUUGAAGGCAAACCACCACCCCCCCAUCAUUCUUGAUCUUACACCAUAAAUUCACAUUUUACUGUAUGUCACUUUAUAGUGCCAAUUUCUUGUUUCUAGAUUUGUUUCCUUGUUUCUAGAUUUACAAACAGUGUUGUACAGUUGUUGAAUUUCUUGUUAUUAUAACAAGUCCACAGUAUACCCAACGCUAUGGAUGUAUUGGCCAACUUUCAUUUCAUUACCAUAAAGGCUCUCUUUCUUGGCGUGUUCGGUGCUGUGGCUAUUUGAAGUAAGUUUGAGCUAUGAAUCCUAGCUACUCAUGGAAACUUGAUUUUGUGUCAGUCAAGUCACCAGUACAAAGGCAAUGUUUAUGUAGUUUUCAAGCUUUAAAGCAAGAUAGGAAAAGAGUCUGCUGAAUUUUAACUGGGGAUAGACCACAUCUUACACAACAUCAGGUAGGAAAUAUUUCCAUCAGUGCAAGAGGAGAUCUCCACAGAAUGCCAAUGACUUAAGAAAUCCAGUGCGCUAUGGAUUCUAGAGUGAGACAAAUUGCUUUUCUGGCAUGAUGCAAAAAUAUAGCAGUAGGAUCUCAGGUAGUGACAACUGCAGGACUAGGCCUCACCAUGAAGUGGGAAAUAUGCGAUCCUAUGAAUUUAUCCUGGCAAAGACCUGUAUGUUUCUUGAGCAAGAGAGUAAACUAAAUUGGAGCAUCAAUGGGAGUUUUGCCUUGCAAAUGGUUGUGAAAUAAUCUCAGUUAAUCAUAACAUUUUUUGCACUUAAAGAAUUAAUAAAUUCUUUUGACAUAACAUGUCUGUCAAUGUUCAGACAAUGUUCAGACAAUAUUCAGACAAUGAAAUAAUAGUAAAAACUAUAAACUAGUAGUUCAAGACACCGAAACUAAUCAGCUGUUUACAUGUUGAAGUUAAUAAACUGUUUACAUAUGAUGGAAAUGCAUAACUCCUUUGUUCUUCAGGGAAUCGUCAUGGAAAAUCUCAAUUAAGAGAUCAAUAUAUAUUUGAUGCGAAUAUAGCCAAUAUAUAAAUAUUUUAAUGGUUAUUUUAAAGCAGCAUAGGAUCAUCUUUUUUCAUUUCAGAAACAUUAGCUAAUUCUACAAAGAAAUAAAAACAAAUAAAGAUAAUUUUCU
This is a messenger RNA of Podarcis lilfordi (Lilford's wall lizard), 27927 nucleotides long. The record is from the annotation of a GenBank genome assembly. Lineage: Eukaryota; Metazoa; Chordata; Lepidosauria; Squamata; Lacertidae.